UUUACGUUCGGCCAGUCAGCCCUCGAAAUAAUUCCGCAAAAAUUCAAUUGGUUUUGCGCCUACAUUUCUGCCUCUCUUCCUCGGAAGCCCUGCAGCAGCAAGAAAUUGAGAAUCGAAACAAACGAUAUAGGGGGAACUACCUAGUCGCUGCAAAAUGGGGAAGCUGGGAAAGAAGGCGAGGAAGUUCGCCAAGAAGAAUCUUCAGUCGGUGAUGAAGAGGCAGAGGAAGCAGAAGUCUGUGUUCAAGAAAAGAGCUACGAAAAAAGGAGGCCGUGGGGAUGAAGUUGUAGAAGAAGACAGUAUACAACAGACUAAUGACAGAAGCAUUCAAAUUGAGGAUGUUGGAGCUCUUUCUUUUGAUGCAAUGUUCAAUGAGCAUGAUAGUGAUGUGACUGGAGACGAUUCUGGGAGCGAUGGGUAUUUAUCCGAGGAGGCAGGCUGUACGGAUAUGGAUGAAACAAAAACGGAGAGUAACCUUGAAGACAGUGGUGGGGAUACUGGUGCAUCUGUGAAGAAUAGAAUUGUCUUUAAGGAGCUAGCAAAGCAGAAGAAAAAAUUGGACAGAUUGAAAGGAAAGGAUCCAGGAUUUGUCAAAUAUCUUGAGAGCAUGAAAAGUGGUAUUCACUCCACAAAAGAAGAUAAUCAGUCUUCAGAUGCAGAUGAAAGUGAUGAUGAUAGCAGGCAUUUGAUUGAUGAGGAUGGGGCAAUAUUAGGAAUUGGCAAGUUAUUAAGUAGUUCUACUGUUGAUUCGUUGUGUCAACUUGUCAAGGACCAGCAGGAUGUGCCUUCCCUUGUAAUGCUUUUAAAUGCUUAUAGAGCGGGAAGUCAUUAUGGAACUAAAUCAUUUGGUGUUCUCAGAGGUGCAGGAAGUCUUGCCAAGAUUAUGAUAUUUGUACUUCAGGAGGCCAACGAUGUAUUCCGGAAAAUUUUGGGAGUUUCAAGUUCCUCUGAAAAGAAGGUCAUUUUGGAACUAAGAAAUACAGCGACAUGGGAAAAAGUGAAGCCUCUCAUUAAGUUGUACUUGAGAAGUACCAUGUUUCUUUUGAACGAGGUUACGGACUCAGAGAUAUUAACUUUUGUGCUCAAGCGACUGAGGGCUUCUAUUAUCUUUUUUGCUGCUUUCCCAUCAUUACUGCAGAGACUGAUCAAGAUAUCUAUUCAUCUUUGGACAACAAGUAAAGGGGCUCUGUCAGUGGAAUCGUUCCUCGUUAUGCAAAAUGUGGCUGGUGUGUUUAACUCGGAUUUGUUCGACACAUGCUUUGACAAGGCGUACAAGACCAUAAUUGGGCACUGCAAAUUUGUCGAUCCAGCCUUCUUCGGGCACCUUCAGUUUCUUAAGAAGUCCUUCAUUGAGUUGUGUUCUCAAGAUAUGCAAAAAUCAUUGAGGAAGGCAAUUAUUUCAAUCAGACAACUUGCUAAGAUUUUGCAGCUUGGUUUACAAACUAAGCAGAAGGAAGCAGUAAAGAGAAUAUGCAGCUGGCAGUAUGUCAACUGCAUUGAUCUAUGGGUUGAGUUCAUAUCAGUCAAUAUACACGAUUACAAUCUCCUGCCCCUGCUUCAUACCAUGAUUCAGAUCAUAAAUGGAGUAGCAGUGCUUUACCCGGGACCAAGAUACUUGCCUUUGAGAGUUAAAACUGUUCAAUGGUUGAAUCUUCUGUCCAGUUCAUGUGGUACAUUCAUCCCUAUUGCAUCAUUGGCACUAGAUAUUUUGGAAUAUAAAAUUGAAAAAGAAGGCCAGAAAGCUGGAAAGGAUUUCACCUUGUCAUCUGAUGUAAAGUUGCCAAAACACUGGAUGAAAUCUCGAAACUUUCUGGAAGCAUGUGUUUUUUCUGCCCUUGAACUGCUUGCGGUGCACUUUGCUCAGUGGGGCUACCACAUAUCUUUUCCUGAGCUGGCUACUAUUCCGUUGAUCCAUUUGAAGAAAUUCCAUGAUAGGACAAGCAUUGAGAGUUCCCGGCGAUUGGUGAAACGUUUUAUUGAUCAGGUGGAGCAGAAUGUCGAGUUUGUCCGCAAGAAGAGAGAUGAAGUUGCUUUCUCGCCUAAAGACGAGCAAUUAGUGGCGUCAUUUCUUCAGAUGGAAAGUUCAAGUGGCAAUCUUCCAUUUAUUCAGUACUACAAGAGUCUCAUAGAAAAGGCAGCUUCUAGGGAUCUGCUUCUGAGUAAAAACUUAAGCUUUCUGGAGCCGAAGAAGGCGAAAGGAAAGAAGCAACGACCUCCAAAUGGCAUUAUCAAUGCAGCUAAAGAAAUGGAAAUAGGUGAAGAAUAGGAAGUUCCUGUGAGCCUUACUGUAUGAUGCUUGAGAAUCCAGUUUUGUUAUUUAUACAGGAAGCAUCCUGUAGCAAAAUCUUGGGCUCCGAAAAUUUCAGUGACCUAUGCAUUUGCAGUUUUGAAUUUUGAUCGUAUUUAUAUGAGCAGUUAAUCGGGUCGAAUGACCUAUUUUGGCUAUACAUUCUUUCACGCUGACAUAGACAUGACCUAUCAUAAUUCAUAUGCAAGGAACAAAGAGGGCGUUUUCAGCUUCUACGGGCAAAAAAGGAAUGUGCAUUUGAUUGCAUUGUGUUAUCAAUAUUCAAUAGUCAAUACUAGUUGUAGGGAGAAAAUGGUGGAAAUUAAGUGAACGUUGUAAAUCUAUAGCUAUUUAAGGUAUGAGAGAAGCAAAAGGUGCAACAUUCAAGCCACUGCAGAAGAAAAUUGCAGUCUUGCUUCAUGUUGAUCAGUAGACGUACGACGGCUUUCUUCAUUCUGGGAUCUCAGUCUCUCACAGAAGGAUUGAACAGCAUGAACUGCACCCGAAAUCUCUCUCUGGGGAAGAUUGCUCCUUCUGCUGUUCAGUCACAGAACUCAUUAUCAUCAUCAAGCCUACGUUUCUAGUUAACAAGAACUCACACAGUCGGUAACGGCAUGCAGACAAAUGAGGCUUUAACCAUAGCCCUACUGCCUUCUUCUCCACUGCAGCCCAAAACCCCAAGCAACCCCGGCCACAAGCUCUUCUUGUUCCUACUCCCCUCGACCUUCUUCACCACUGCUCGAUUCCUUCCUUCAUCGUCGGGCUUCAUACUGCUGCUUAACUUCUUGCUCUGCCUGAACUUCAUAUCAUCAAGCUCCAUCUUCGCUGGAAACUUCCCCGCUCCAAAUGCAAGCACAUACCACCUCGAUUUCAUCGACACUCUGGCUGCUGAUGGCAGUGGUGGACGGGGUGAUCGUGGCAGUGGUAAUGACCAUAACCUUUUCACUUGCUGUUGCCUGGAAUAAUACUCCGCCGGUCUAGGUUCAUUGUGGGACGAUGAUCUCCGCCUAUUGAAGUUGUUCUUACUGUUAACAAUCGUGCUCGUUUCGUCUGUGCUGUUGUUGUUCCCCUGAUGAGGUUUCCUG
Linum tenue is the source of this 3372-nucleotide messenger RNA. Lineage: Eukaryota; Viridiplantae; Streptophyta; Magnoliopsida; Malpighiales; Linaceae. The record is from the annotation of a GenBank genome assembly.